Messenger RNA from Stegostoma tigrinum, 4637 nucleotides. RefSeq names its product PHD finger protein 14 (gene phf14). Gene Ontology annotation, biological process: regulation of transcription by RNA polymerase II. The transcript has 17 exons. The record is from RefSeq and is a predicted model, not a curated record. Bases 72 to 2621 code for a protein of 849 amino acids. Lineage: Eukaryota; Metazoa; Chordata; Chondrichthyes; Orectolobiformes; Stegostomatidae.
GCUCUGGAGCAGGCGCUUUGACGUCGGAACGCUGGUGUCCGUCGCGAGCCUGAACUCGAACUGCAGCCGUUAUGUCCGGGAAGGAGGAUAGUGAUAUGGCCACGAAGAGCAUAUUUGAACGUGGUCCAAAGAAGAGACAAGUGAAAACACUAGCAACAUCUCUCUUGGAAGCUCUAGAUUAUGACAGCUCAGAUGACAGUGAUUUUGAAGUUGGAGAUGCUUCAGAUUCUGAUGGGAGUGGAGAGAGUGCUGGGAAGGACAGUGAAGAAGCCUCAGAGAGUGAAGGUGGACAAAAUGGCAGUGAAGAGGACUCUGAACAGGAGAAAAAGGAUACUUCUGAUGCUAAUAUAGAAGUUGAAUGCAAGAAUGAUCAGCCAGAAGAACCUGAUUGUGAUACCAAAGAACAAACUGAAAACAAAACUAAGAAGAAAACUAAGGAAACAGUGGAUGAUCCUGGGCCAGAUGAAUCAAAUGAUGGACAAAAGAAAUGGAAUUUACGUAAAAAGAGAACAAUGUUGGACAUGAUAUCGGUGGAAGAGUUGAAUGGUUUUGAUGAUUAUGAUAGUGAAGAUGAUAAUGACUGGCGACCUGGUAGUGGAAAGAAAAAAGGGAAAGGUGUAAAUGAUGAUGGUGAUGAGGGUGGUGGUGAGGAUGAUGAUAUCAGUGACAGUGAAGAUGGCAAUCCUGAUGAUGAGGAAGACACCAGCAGUGCCAGUGAAGAUGAUAAGCGAAUUAGAAGAAAAAAUAGAUCUUCUAGUCAAAAAGCUGCCAAGACUGAAGGAACAAGUGAUGGCUUUGUUUUGACACAGAAUAAGAAUUAUGAGGACUCCUUUUUAAUAGACAAAGAACAAAACUUCAGUUCUCAGAAAAUGGACUUUGUGCAGAUAUGCUGUGUAUGUCUGGGAGAUAACAGUGAAGAUGCGGAUGAAAUUGUUCAGUGUGACAAUUGUGGAGUGACUGUACAUGAAGGUUGCUAUGGUGUUGAUGGUGAAAGUGAUUCCAUUAUGAGUUCCGCCUCUGAAAACUCAACGGAACCCUGGUUCUGUGAUGCUUGUAAAUGUGGAGCAACACCAAGUUGUGAGUUGUGUCCUAAUAUGGAUGGAAUUUUUAAAGAAACGGAUGCUGGAAGGUGGGUUCAUGUUGUGUGUGCCCUUUAUGUCCCUGGUGUGGCAUUUGGAGAUAUAGACAGACUUCGUCCUGUUACUCUUACAGAAAUGAACUAUUCAAAAUAUGGUGCCAAGGAGUGUAGUUUAUGUGAAGACAUGCGAUUUGCUCGAACUGGAGUGUGCGUAAGCUGUGAUGCUGGUAUGUGCAGAGCAUAUUUCCACGUGACUUGUGCUCAAAGAGAAGGGCUACUUUCCGAAGCAGCUGCUGAAGAGGAUAUAGCAGAUCCAUUUUUUGCAUAUUGCAAACAACAUGCUGACAAGUUUGACAGAAAAUGGAAGCGAAAGAACUAUUUGGCUUUGCAAUCAUACUGUAAAAUGACUUUGCAGGAGCGAGACAAACAUGUUACCCCCGAAGCACAGGCUCGUAUUACUACAAGACUGCAGCAAUAUCGCGCUAAAGUGGAGUUAGCUCGCAGCACCAAACCCAAUGCUUGGGUUCCUAGGGAAAAACUGCCACGGCCACUCACCAGCAGCGCUUCAGUGAUACGCAAGCUUAUGCGGAAAGCUGAAUUGAUGGGAAUUAGCACAGACAUUUUCCCUGUAGAUACGCUUGAUACCAACUCCAGUGUCGACGGCAGGAGAAAGCACAAACAACCAGCGUUGACUGCUGACUUUGUGAAUUAUUAUCUUGAGAGGAACAUGCGCAUGAUGCAAAUACAAGAAAAUAUUUGUGAACAAAAGAACUUAAAAGAUAAACUUCAAAAUGAACAGGAAUCACUUCAUGUAGAAUACAAUAAGUUGUUUGAAUCUCUAGAAAAUCUGAGAAAUAUGAAUGGAAAACUGCGUCGAGAAGGUCAAACGCUAUGGAGUACGCUUAGCAACAUUGCAGGGCAGAAAUUAAAUUUCCCUCUGAUCUUGCGUACACCUAAGGAGCGACGACCAAGUAAGAAAGAUGGGGGAGCUUUGAAAUCAGUUGCACCUCCGGCUGUACUGUACAGUUGUGGGAUUUGUAAGAAGAAUCAUGACCAGCACCUCCUAGUUCUGUGUGACACUUGUAAACUGUACUACCAUCUUGGUUGCUUGGACCCACCCCUUACUAGGAUGCCCAAGAAAACCAAAAACAGUUACUGGCAGUGCUCAGAAUGUGACCAAGCAGGUAGUAGUGAUUUAGAAGCAGACAUCACCAUGGAAACUUUACCAGAUGGGACCAAGAGAUCAAGGAGGCAGAUUAAGGAGCCUGUGAAAUUCACUCCUUUGGAUAUUGUGAUUGAACCAAAGAAGAUAAUGAACAAAAAUAUGAGGAGUAGAGGUCAGAAACGAAAAAGGGGAACCAGCUCCGAUGGAGAAAAAACUGAGGAGCCAAUUCCUCCUCGAUCCAGAAGACGACGACAGACCUCACUGCUGAAAAGACCAAAAUCAGAAGAUUUGAGAACAGAAUGUGCUACAUGCAAAAGCCCUGGAGAUAACGAAAAUUUGGUCAGAAGCCAAAUACACCUAAAGUCAUAUCAGGAGUGACAAGGCUGGACAAGGGAGAAUUGCAGAGGUCAGGAAGAACAUCACCCUUCAGGGUUGCAGACCCUGCUCCUUAGUGAAAAACCUCAUCUGCCUGCAGUCCAUGAGCCCCACAGACACUCAGGUGACUGGCAAAGCUGGAAGCACCUCCAUAGUUUGUCUGUCCUCAGUGCAAACAUGAUCUCCGCAUGUGGCAAGAUCACAGACAAUUUUGUGAAUUUGGGACAGGGUGUAUAAGUUCUUUGUAAGUUCUAAUAUAACAAGUUAAUUCUGCAAUAACUUUAUAUUUGUGAAUAAAUCCAUUCCCUUUAUAACCUACUUGUCUUCUGAGAGUACUGUAUCCUGGUAAGGUUCUAUCGUGGCUUGUUUUCUGUCUGUAAGCUAGAAUUAGCAUUCAAUAGAAAAUGUUAUUGGAGGAAUGAAACUCUACACUGUUUGCUAUAUGGCUUGUUUUCAUGGGUCUGAAAAGUAAAUUGUGAACUGAACAUGAUUUUUCUCUCUCACAUCAGUUAUAGAACGCUGCUAUUCGCUUGUAAUUUAAAAAAGGCAAAUCUUGGGGAACAAUUCAGGUUAGAUAGCAUCUGUAUGCAGAAAGAAUCUCUGUAGAGAAAGGAUUAUAAUUAACAUUAUGGUUUGUAAUCUUUGUUAGAGAUGUUCUGCAGAAUUAUUUGGACUUGAAAUGUUAGCUGUUAUCCUCUCCGUGGAUGCUGCUCAACCUGCUGAGUUUCAGCACUUUGUUUUUAUUUAAGGUUAGAAAUGUAAUAGAUUUUGAGCAAGACAUGCUGGACCAAGGACAAAAAGGUCUGCUAAGAUGGAGUACAGGAGAGAUUAUAUGUCAGGAUAGUUAGUUAUUUGGGCCAAAGAGAGUGGUGAUGGCAAGAAAAGGAACAAAAGGUGUGCCUGAAUCAGUAAUGUUGAGGGGGGAAGAAAUAAAUUGCACCGAAGAAAAUGAAACAGAGAAAUUUACAGCGUGAAAUAGUUUAACCACGUGUUGAGUCUAGAAGGCCUUAAAGUGCAUAAUUGGGAAAUGAAGUCCUAUUCGUGAAGUUUGCUUUAAUCCUCCCUGUAGCAUUGCAGCAAGCCAAGGUCAGAUAUGUCAGCAUGACAGCAAGGUGAACAAUUAAAAUGUCAAGACUAAAAGCUGUAUCCUACAUGUGGAACGGAGGUAUUCUAUAAAACAAUCAUCCAACCUGCUUUUGAAAAAGUCUCCCUAUUGUAGAGCGGACAGAAUCGCGGUUGUUCUGGCACGUAAGGAAGUCAUUCAGACCACUGUGCUCCAGCUUUUCAAACAAGCAUCAUUACCUAGUAUCAAUCUCCUGCCUUUUCCUUGGACCUUUUUGAAUGAUUAUUUGAAUAGAAAUGGUGUAAUGCCCUCUUGAAUACUUCAAUCGAACUGGCCUACAUUACAUUUCCAGGAAGUGCAUUCCACACAAUAAUUACUUGCUGUGUGAAAAAGUUUUUUCUUAAAUCAUCGUUGCUUCUUUUGUACAUCACUUUAAAUCUAUGUCCCUUCAUUCUUCUUCCUUGUUAUGAGUGGAAACCGUUCUACCUGUCUCCCUUCUGAAGAGAGCAUGGAUUGGUUAGGACUAUGUUCAUUGGAGCUUAAAAGACUGAGGAUGAGGGGAGGAAAUGUACAAAAUUCUAGUGGGAUUGUUGAUAAGGAUGACCAGUGAGUCCAAAAUCAGGGAUCUCAGUCACCCCCAUCCCAGGCCCUAAGAAAACCUUCGACAUCAAAUAGACGUUCACUUGCACAUCUGUUCAUGUGAUAUACUGUAUCCACUGUUCCUGUUGUGGCCUCCUGUACAUCAGGGAAACCAAGCGGAGGCUUGGGAACCGCUUUGCGGAACACAUAAAGAUGCAGGAACAGCAUCUCGUAUUUCGUUUUGAUACCCUUGCGCUACAGGGUUCCUAUGUGGACUUCACAAGCUUCAAAAUCUCCCCUCCCCCAACCACAGCCCAAAACCAGCCCAGCCAGCCCCCGCCUCCCUAACCAUUCCUCCCACCUCAAGCCCCAGUUCC